Molecule: messenger RNA, 522 nt
Organism: Lodderomyces margitis
Lineage: Eukaryota; Fungi; Ascomycota; Pichiomycetes; Serinales; Debaryomycetaceae
Gene: YFH1
Product: ferroxidase
Exons: 1
Coding region: 1-522 (173 amino acids)
Biological process (GO): intracellular iron ion homeostasis; iron incorporation into metallo-sulfur cluster
Cellular component (GO): mitochondrion
Molecular function (GO): iron chaperone activity; ferroxidase activity; ferrous iron binding
Source: RefSeq, a predicted model, not a curated record
AUGUUUAGACAACUUACAAAACUGCAAAGAUAUAUUGCACGCCAAACUUUUAAAAGCAAACUCCCCACACCAACAGGCUUGGUGUCAUUGAGAAUACCACCCACACCAAUGCACAUUCCAACAGCUGCCAGAUUCUACUCCGUCAGCACACAAGGAGAAAACCUUGAUGGCAAAAUUGAUCAAAUUUCCGACGGAGAAUACAACAAGAUAUCCAAUGAAUAUCUUGAAAACUUGGCUGACGAAUUGGAAGAAUUGAACGGAAGCUAUGAACAAGUCGAUGCUGAGCUUAGCCAUGGUGUGUUAACUUUAACUUUGCCUCCAAACGGUACAUAUGUCAUUAACAAACAACCUCCAAACAAACAAAUUUGGCUCAGCUCACCUAUAAGUGGGCCAAAAAGGUAUGACUUAAUACAGGGCCACUGGAGAACAUUACGAGAUGGCAGUUUGCUUACAGAAUUAUUGGAGCUGGAAAUAUCGGAAGCUCUCAAAACGGACUUCAAAUUUGAAUCUGUGAGUUUAUGA